Molecule: messenger RNA, 2425 nt
Organism: Chenopodium quinoa (quinoa)
Lineage: Eukaryota; Viridiplantae; Streptophyta; Magnoliopsida; Caryophyllales; Amaranthaceae
Product: probable serine/threonine-protein kinase PBL17
Exons: 6
Coding region: 635-2212 (525 amino acids)
Biological process (GO): protein phosphorylation
Molecular function (GO): ATP binding; protein kinase activity
Source: RefSeq, a predicted model, not a curated record
AUAUAGAGCAGCACAUCACAUUAAUGUCGGUUUGAGAUAAGAGAUAAAAUAAUACCCGUUGUAAAUGGUGAAUGUUUUGCUGGUGUAUCUGCCUGUUUUGGCAUGCACUCAGUAACAACAUAUCACAGGAGAGAGAAAAAACACCAACAACACUGUGGGUCCCUCAAUAACAAGCUUCUUCCUUUCCUCCUCUCAUGGUUUACCGGUUUAGGCGGCUCUCCUUCCAAAUUGCUCCCUCUUUUCUUCUUCUCUCCCCUCUUUUCUCUCCUUCAAUUCAACAAAUCAGCUUUUUGGAUUUCUUUGGAAGAUUUUGUUGUAAAUUUCAUUGAAUAAAGCUGUAAUUAUUUUCUCCGGCGAACUUUCACCGGAGCUCCGGCCAACUUUUCCCGGCGACCCUUUAAAAUUCCGUAAAUACCCAGAUCAGAUCUGUCCUUUAUCUACAUUAUCACCGUUUUGUUAGGGGUAUUUCAGGAUUUUGUUUCUGACAUUUUGGAAUGGAAUAGAAUUUUUCUGGGUUUUUUUAAUUUAAUUUUUUUGUUUGAUCUUUUGUAAUUUAGCACAUUGGGGUGUAUAUUUUUUUCUGGGUUUUUUUGGGUUAGUUUUUGAAAGAAUAUAAAAAUUAAUAUUUGGGUAGAUGUCAAAUGUUGAUGGAAAAAUGAAACAGCAAAAGAAAAAAAGUGGUGGGUUGAAAUUCAUGGGAAUGUGUUUUAGUUCUAGUGAAUCUGAACAACAAUCUUUGCAAGAGGAACAACAUUUGCAUAAACAACAACAAUACCAACAAUAUCAACAAUAUCAUCAACACUUACAACACCAACAUUAUAAUCUACAUCGCCCACAUCAACAAGCUCCUCGGAAUAAUCAGAGAGGUGGUGGUCAUCGAGUUGGUCGAAUGUCCCCUGUACUUAAUCAAACUACAACUACUUCGACGAGUAAAGAAGGAUGUAAAGGGGAGCGCCAGGGUAGCAAGAGCCCGAACUUCUUGUUUACCCCAAAAGAUGUGAAAGAGCUCCGCCAGCAUCCUGAAUAUAGUAAAGUUGACAUCUUUUCAUUUGAAGAGAUGAAGUUGGCUACAAAACACUUUCGACCAGAUCUAAUUCUUGGGGAAGGUGGCUUUGGAGUAGUUUAUAGAGGAGUUAUAGAUGAGACCGUGAGGCCAGGCUACAAGACCACAGAGGUGGCGAUUAAGCAGCUGAACCCAAAUGGUUUUCAAGGAGAUAAAGAAUGGCUGACAGAAGUUAGUUACUUAGGACAGCUUAGCCAUCCCAACCUUGUAAAGCUGAUUGGAUACUGCUGUGAAGAUGAGCACAGGUUGCUUGUUUACGAAUAUAUGGCUUCUGCAUGCCUGGAGAAGCAUCUCUUCCGCAGAAUGUCUUCUACCCUCACGUGGUUGAGGCGAAUAAAAAUUGCUCUUGAUGCUGCAAAAGGGCUUGCUUUCCUUCAUGGGUUGGAGCGGCAAAUCAUUUACCGUGAUUUCAAGACAUCAAAUAUCUUGCUUGAUGCGAAUUUUAAUGCAAAACUUUCUGACUUUGGGCUUGCUAAGGAAGGGCCGAUGGGUGACCAAACACAUGUAUCAACACGUGUUAUGGGCACUUAUGGCUAUGCAGCUCCAGAAUAUGUGAUGACUGGGCAUCUAACGGCACGAAGUGAUGUCUAUGGUUUUGGAGUUGUGCUGCUUGAGAUGCUCAUUGGAAGGAGAGCAUUAGACAAGAGUAGACCCAGCCGAGAACAUAAUCUGGUAGAAUGGUGUCGCCCUCUCUUGAACAAUAAUAAGAAACUUCUUCGAAUUUUAGAUGCAAGAAUUGAUGGGCAGUAUUCAGUCAAGGCUAUGAUGAAAGUGGCAAGCCUUGGGUACCAAUGCCUUAGCCAAAAUCCGAAGGGAAGACCUCCAAUGAGUCAAGCAGUGGAAGUUCUUGAAUCUGUUUAUGAGGAGGAGCAAACCCGGGAAACGGCAUUGUCAUCUCAAAAUGGUGGAGUCACCCUUUAUGAAGCUCCUAAAGAGAAACUUAACGUGGACCCUCGAGUGGAGAAGAAAACUCUUGCUAAGAAUGAAGAAGAAAGAGUUGGUGUACAGCAUGAACGUCGAAGGAGGAGAGAGGGUAGAGCCAUGAGUGAGCCUCAAAAUGAUUUUUUUGGCCGCAGUCUUUCCCGUCGCAGUCAUUCCCCUGAAUUAAGGACUCACAAUAGAUCUUUCAGAGAUCAGAUUUCGAAAUGAAUGUUCAAGCACUGCAAAGUGGUGUAUUCGUCUAGUUGUCUGAUCUCGGAAGCAAAUCUUGUAUGAGAGAGAAUUGAGGCAUUGAUUCUCUGAGUAGUAGCUAUAUUUUGUCAAGCCUUCGGUAUCAACAGGGAGUAGUAACCAAUUUGGAUGUAAAUAGAGAUUGAUAAUGACAUAAUCUAACAUUUUAUAAAUUCAUUUUUAUUAUAGUCC